ACAACGGAAUUCUCGAAGCAAUUUUCGUAGCAUUAUUUUGCUAUUUUCCAUAUUUAGAGAGGAAAUUUAUGCUCAAAAGACGUUCAAAAGUGUGAAUAAUUGCGAAAAUCGUCGAAUUGAAGUGAAAUUCAGUAAAAUUGACGCCAUUGACGAUGCCGAAAGUGAAAACUAAGAGUCCCGUGAAGAACGCUCCCGCUCCAAGGGUAUUAAUUGUGAAGAAGCUUGUCAAAGUAGAGUUGAAUCAGCCCGUUUGCAAGGAAGAGGACCUCAUUGGCAUCAGUGGCGAUGCCUCGACGAUCGAUUUGACACGAAAUAAGUUCAUUAAACGCGAAUUUGUUCCCGUCAAGGAAGAACAGGAAGCCCAACAAAGCGUCGUUUGGCCCCAAAAUGAACAAUAUUCCGAUUCGGAGCAGUCACAGCACAGCGAUUGGUUCGAAAAAUUCUUCGAUGAGCAAGACAAAAAGGGAAAAGUUCAAGUUGCCCAGCAGCAGGAGGCGCCGCAACGCGUUAUUGUGCAAAAAACCAUCGAAGUUGUGACCACAAACGAAGAUGACGAAGAAGACAUUCCGAUGGUUGAAGAGCGGCUCGAAGAAGAGGAAGAAGAAGAAGACGACAACGUAACUCUCGCAUCCGACGACUCGUUCGACAAAUAUUUCGAGGAAACGGAAAAGCAGCGAAUUGUCGAAGAAACGAAGCAACAAAAGAAAAAAGAGCCUCGCGAUCCAAAUGCCCCCAAACGCAAACGAGUUCGUCUCGAAUACUCGAUGGUGCAACAUUUGGAAGGUUACGAAGUCGAAUCGCGCAUCUUUUGUUCCAUCUGUAACGAUCACUUUAACCAAAUGCCGGGUCAUCCAAAGAACUACAAUGAUCACAUCAUCAAAGUACAUGCCCACAAAGUCGGCGAAGAUUUGUACGUUUGCACGUAUUGCGACAACAAGACCCCAAAGACGCUCAAAAACCUCAAGAUGCACUUGUUCCGACAUCGCGAAAUGGCAAAACCCAAAGUUUGCUCGGCAUGCGGCGAAACUUUUACCGAAUACAACAAAUGGCGAUGUCACAUGCGGAUGGAAAAGGGAGUUAAUGGGCGUCAUUCGGAUAAACAGUGCUAUCCGUGUGAGACUUGCGGCAAGGUUUGUUCGUCGAAAUACAAUUUGAACAUGCAUAUUAUCACAAUUCAUGAGAAACGGGGCAGAAAUUGUCGUUGGUGCCCGCGCAUUGUACCGCUAGAUGAAUGGGAAGAACAUAAGGCGAUGGAAAAGGAGAAGCAUGGAGUUCGUGUACCGACAACUUGUGAUGUUUGCGGCGCAACGUUCACGUCGAAGGAUUCAGCUGCCAAUCAUCGACGUAAUUUUCAUCGCAACAUCAUUCUUGAAUGCCCUCUUUGCCCGAAAACGUUCAACUCGAGCACAGCUCUCAGCCAACACAAAGCAUUCAAACACACGGAAAAACGAUUCGAAUGCGCUUACUGCAACAAAAAGUACGCCUAUCGGUACGAAGCGAAGAAACACAUGACGAAAAAACACAAAAUCGAAAAAGACGAAAUAACGGAAGACUCCAUCAUUGAACACAAAGCCAGCGACAUUCCCGAGUUCCGUGAGCCGCCCGUUAAGCGACUGAAGGAAGAGGAGCCCCCGAUGGAAGAGGAAGAGACCAUUGUUGAAUACGAGAUCGUUUCUAUGUAA
Culicoides brevitarsis is the source of this 1682-nucleotide messenger RNA. Its product is annotated as zinc finger protein 180-like. Gene Ontology annotation, biological process: regulation of transcription by RNA polymerase II. The record is from RefSeq and is a predicted model, not a curated record. The coding region runs from base 153 to 1682 and encodes 509 amino acids. Gene Ontology annotation, molecular function: RNA polymerase II transcription regulatory region sequence-specific DNA binding; DNA-binding transcription factor activity, RNA polymerase II-specific. NCBI's taxonomy places the organism in Eukaryota, Metazoa, Arthropoda, Insecta, Diptera, Ceratopogonidae. Gene Ontology annotation, cellular component: nucleus. The transcript is spliced from 2 exons.